AUGACAUCCAGCGGCGAAGCGGCGCUUGCGUACCACGAGCCGUCCAUUGUUGUCAUCCUCGUCCAGUCGUCUUUUCUGCUAUUCCUAAAUGUUCUCAAUUGGGCACUCGAUUCCCUUCUCUAUUGCGGCCUCAUUGGCCAGAUCCUUGUUGGCAUCGCGUGGGGCACACCAGGAGCACAAAUACUCUCGAUUGAGGCGGAGCAUGCUGUGGUCCAGCUCGGGUAUCUCGGCUUGAUUCUCCUCGUCUUUGAAGCGGGGCUUUUGAUCAACUUUCAGUCUCUGAAGGCCAAUAUAGCGCUCUCGAUUGUUGUCGCAAUAACAGGCAUCUGCGCUCCAAUCGCCCUAUCCUUCACCUUAGCCCCCCUGCUCGGCGCCUCAAACCUCCAAUGCUUCGCCGCCGGGGCCGCGCUUUGCUCCACCAGUUUGGGCACCACGUUUGCUGUUCUACGUGCGAGUGGGCUGACCUCCACGCGCCUCGGCGUCGUCCUUACCAGCGCUGCCAUGCUGGAUGACGUGGUGGGGUUGGUCAUGGUGCAGGUUAUCUCCAAUCUGGGCGGAGUUGGAACAUCAGUGUCCGCCGUCACAGUUGUGCGCCCUGUCUUGGUGUCUGUUGCCUUUGUCGUCGUCGCCGUGGUUCUCUGCCGGUUCCUCGUCAGGCCGGUGACUGUCGUUCUGAAUAACUGGCGGAUGACCCAUGGUGGCUGGGGGCUGGAUGGGCUGCUUCGUCGGAGAGAAACAGCGCUCACUCUACAUACGGCCUUGUUGAUCGCGUUGGUGGCGGGGUCAAGCUAUGCGGGGACAUCGAAUCUCUUCGCCUCCUACAUCGCUGGCGCGGUCAUCAGCUGGUGGGACUCGGAGGUUCCUCAUCCUGAAUAUCCCCCUACGCAGAGCGGGGGUGUCGGUGGAAAACGUGCUGCUCAAACCAACCCAGUAGCGAGGCACCCCAAUGAGGACGGCACGACACCGGCGCCGACAUCAGUAUCGGACCACAUCCCCAAGACGACGGCGAGCCCAUCCACGCUCGGCUCAGAUAUCUUUGAGCAUUACUACCACCCGGCGGUGAAGUGGGUAUUGCAGCCAUUCUUCUUCGCCUCGAUUGGAUUUUCAAUCCCGAUUACUAGCAUGUUCUCGGGUCCAACCGUUUGGAAAGGCGUCGUUUACGCCGCCUUGAUGGUGAUAGCUAAACUUUUCUGCGGUCUCUGGCUGGUCCGGUUUCCCAGCGCCAUAGCAUCGUCCAAGAGCAAGAUAAAGAGCCAUGCGAUAGACGGGUCCAAAUCAUCUCACGCGUCCUCCACGCCGGGCCAGGGACCAGGUCCGGCAAUAUCCGGCAGUGGGUCCGAAUUCUCGAGGACACGACCGGGAGCCCCUCCCCCCAAUGUCGCCACCAAUGCCGAAACCAUCGUUGACGAGAUCGCACAGCCGACUGGCGCACCAACGGCGACAUCGGCUGAGACACCCUCGUCCAGAAAAGAGGCACGAAACACCGCCCCUAACCCGCCCAAACCCCGGUCACUUUACCCAGCCUCCAUCCUCGGUCUGGCCAUGGUGCCCCGCGGAGAGAUUGGGUUCUUGAUCUCGGCUCGAGUCGGAGAUCUCCUCGUCGCGACGUGGGCGAUAGUCCUCUGUACGAUCGUCGGUCCGGUGUGCGUCGGCUUGAUGGUUCGCCGGGUGAAGAACCUGGAGAACAAGGCCGUGUGGUCGGCCCGGAGUGGAGGGGAUGCGUCAUGGAGGGAUGUUUUGGGUGUCUGGGGUGUCCAGUAA
Phialemonium atrogriseum is the source of this 1761-nucleotide messenger RNA. Its product is annotated as Sodium/hydrogen exchanger family-domain-containing protein. Bases 1 to 1761 code for a protein of 586 amino acids. Lineage: Eukaryota; Fungi; Ascomycota; Sordariomycetes; Cephalothecales; Cephalothecaceae. Gene Ontology annotation, biological process: proton transmembrane transport. Gene Ontology annotation, molecular function: antiporter activity. The record is from RefSeq and is a predicted model, not a curated record. The transcript is spliced from 3 exons. Gene Ontology annotation, cellular component: membrane.